AUGCCUCGAGUUCUGUGCGUGGCGGAGAAGCCGUCGAUUGCCAAGGCCGUUGCAAAUCAUCUCGCUGGUCAAGCAAGAGCUGAAGAUGUCCCGGGAAUUGGCUAUGUCAAAAACUACAGGUUUGACUUUGGCUUUCAGCAAUGGGGACAAUGCUCAGUCACCUUCACUUGUGUCGCUGGCCAUAUCGUGGCGCAUGACUUCCCUGAGCGAUUCAAGAAGUGGCAUUCCUGCCAGCCAGCAGCCUUGUUCGAUGCCCCGAUCGAACAGAGCAUAGCAGAAAACAAAAAGGUAGUGGCGAAGAAUAUCGAGACCCAGGCUAGGUAUGCCUCGAUUCUGUACAUCUGGACCGAUUGCGAUCGCGAGGGCGAGCAUAUCGGUACCGAGAUUCGUGACAUUGCACUCAAAGUGAAACCAAACAUGCAAGUCUGGAGAGCGCGUUUCAGCAACAUCGAGAGAGCACAUGUCAUACAAGCUUCGCAAAGUCCUGUCCGUCUAGACGAAGCGCAGGCACAAGCUGUUUCCGCUCGCAUCGAACUAGAUCUUCGCCUCGGGGCCGCCUUUACACGCAUGCAGACCUUGGCACUUCAAAAUAUGGUACCUCAGCAAGGUGAAGAGCGUCGUAAGCUCAUCAGCUACGGGUCAUGCCAAUUCCCCACGUUGGGCUUCGUCGUCGACCGUUACCUUCGCGUACGCAACUUCGUGCCAGAGUCAUUCUGGUUGAUCAAGCUUGCACAUAAAAAAGACGGCAUCGAUGUCAAGUUCAACUGGCGACGAGGUCACCUGUUCGAUCGCAUGGCUGUCAUCAUCAUCUUUGAGCGAUGCUUGGUGUCCAAAACCGCAAAGGUUGUUAAGAUGACAAAAAAGCCGACCAAGAAGUGGAAGCCGCUGCCCCUGACCACGGUCGAGCUCCAGAAAAACGGUAGUCGAUUUCUUCGUAUGACUUCGCAGGAUGUCAUGAAGGUGGCAGAACAGCUCUAUACUAAAGGCUGGAUCAGCUACCCACGCACUGAGACGGAUCAAUUCGACCGAGGCAUGGAUCUGAGAGCACUCGUAUCUAGACAAACACAGGACAAUCGCUGGGGACCGUUUGCACAGAACCUGAUGAAUGGCGGCUUCCAACAGCCUCGCAGUGGGCGUAACAACGACAAAGCUCAUCCACCUAUCCAUCCUGUCAACUAUGUAGCGGCCACCCAGCUCAACGAAGAUGAGCGUAAGGUCUAUGACUUUGUUGUUCGGCGCUUCCUCGCAUGCUGUGCCGAAGAUGCAGUGGGCGAAGCUACUGACAUUGAAAUCGAAUAUGGGAGCGAACUGUUCCACGCACAUGGCCUUAGGGUCCUUGCUCGGAAUUACCUCGAUGUGUACCCGUUUGAUAAGUGGGAGAGCAGUCAACAGCUCCCUGACUAUAGGCUAGGUGAGACCUUUGAGCCUACGGAAGCCAACCUGUUGGAUGGAGAAACCUCGCCGCCAGCCUAUCUUACCGAACCAGAGCUGAUUUCGCUCAUGGAUGCAAAUGGAAUCGGCACGGAUGCGACCAUGGCAGAUCAUAUUGAGACAAUCAAGGAACGACAAUACGUCAUCGCACGAACCAAAGGAGGAGGAGCUGUCGCGGCUGCAGCGGCUGGUGACGGGACUGGAAGGGGAAGAGGACGGGGAAGAGGGGGUGCACGGGGUGGGCGAGGACGAGGUGGGCGAGGUGGUGGGACAGCAGGUCAGAACGCUGGAGGAGGGACAGGGACAGGGGGAGUGCAAGAGUUCAUUCCGACGACGUUGGGCGUCGCACUGAUUGAGGGCUACGAUAAUGUUGGCUUUGAGACCAGUCUGAGUAAACCAUUUCUCCGGAAGGAGAUGGAGGGCCAGAUGAAGGCGAUUUGCGAAGGGCGCACAACGCGCAACGACGUGGUUCAACAGAACCUCGAUCAGUAUCGUGCCGUGUUCAAUCGGACUGUGCAGCAGAUGCACGUGCUCAAAGCGGUCAGUCAAGAGUCGAAUAUUGGGGUGGCAUCAAUGUGUUUUGUGUGUAGUGGCAUGGCUAACGAAGGGGUCCACAUCCACCAGGCAAUCACCAAGGUUUCUUCGCACUCUGCCCACCAAAAGUCAAAAAUGGGCAUGACGGAGAGCAACAGUAGGUACUCUCUACACUCUAUGCUGUUGGUAGGCACUCUACUGUACAUAGAUACUGCCCAGGUGUGUAGGUGCAGCGGGGGCUUAUGA
Plenodomus lingam JN3 is the source of this 2211-nucleotide messenger RNA. The record is from RefSeq and is a predicted model, not a curated record. NCBI's taxonomy places the organism in Eukaryota, Fungi, Ascomycota, Dothideomycetes, Pleosporales, Leptosphaeriaceae.